GGAGGUCGGUGCAUUGGUCCGCCCGCCCUUAAAAUGACACUAUAGUGAAAGUUUUAGAUUAUUAUACAUAGUAAAUAUAACUAUUAAAGCCUUGAUAAUGUCCAAAUGUAAAAAAACAAUCAAAAUAAAAUGAAACUGAGGAAAAUAACGUGUAUUGGGCAAGCAAGUGAUAAAAUACUAGUGGCGGGAAACCGUUUUGAUAUCGCCUGACGUGUUGUGUCCUAUGUGUACAUAGAGCGAGUAGAGCCGUCUGCCCUAGAGGGCGGCCGACAUGCUGGAUUCGUCGUGAAUCGAUAUUUUUGGAACGUUGUAGAGCUAAAAUAAUGAGGUUGAGAAUUUAAUACAGGACAGAGGAUGGAAAAUGAGAAAGGCGAACAAUGACAGCAUGUCCCCGCCGCGAGCGAUGACCCCGGGCGCCGGGGGUCGCGAGCCGCCGGCGGGGCCCAUGCGGCACCACGCGCCCCUAAACCCGCCCUCAACACUAUAUUUCAUAAAAAAAUCCACGCUUAUUAGGCUAUACGUAUAUUCACUAUGUGCAAUAUCAUAUUUACGAAACGUCUCUCUACCGCGGAUACGCGUGAACUUUAAUUUUCCAAAGCGUCCGCUAGUUAAGUUAAAAGCGGCUGUGAAUGUUAAAUUACGAACUAGUAUGUUAUAUUCCGAUUUUAGAUGGUUAGUGAAAGCGUUAGAGCAAUUAUUCGUUGUUGCCAAGUGUGUUGUGUGCGUAGCACGUCGUAGGACCUAUGGGUGGGUCACACUGGUACUUUUACUGCAAUACUGCUCGUUUUCGGAAGGGAAACGAGACGAUGACCUACACAUAGGUGGCAUCUUUCCUAUGGAAGGGGAAGGAGGCUGGCAAGGCGGACAAGCUUGUAAACCGGCAGCAGAAUUGGCGCUGGCAGAUGUCAAUGCGAGAUCUGAUUUAUUAUCUGGAUUCAAGCUGCUUCUACACAGCAACGAUAGUAAGUGCGAGCCGGGUCUCGGAGCUAGUGUGAUGUACAAUUUGCUGUACAAUCCACCACAAAAGCUUUUAUUGUUGGCGGGCUGUUCCACUGUGUGCACGACUGUAGCUGAAGCAGCCAAGAUGUGGAACCUUAUGGUGUUAUGUUACGGGGCGUCAUCGCCGGCGCUAUCGGAUCGGGCGCGAUUUCCGACGCUGUUCCGGACUCAUCCAUCCGCCACAGUACACAAUCCAACAAGAAUCAAACUCAUGCAGAAGUUUGGAUGGUCGCGUAUUGCUAUUUUACAACAGGCAGAGGAAGUGUUUAUAUCGACCGUGGAAGACCUAGAAGCGCAUUGCAAGAAAACUGGUAUAGAAAUAGUGACGAGACAGUCCUUUCUGUCUGACCCGAGCGACGCGGUGCGGAACUUGCGCCGUCAGGAUGCUCGGGUUAUAGUUGGACUCUUCUACGUGGUGGCGGCGAGACGAGUGCUAUGCGAAGUUUAUAAACACAAGUUAUACGGGAAAUCUUACGUUUGGUUUUUUAUAGGUUGGUAUGAAGAUAAUUGGUUUGAAACUAAUUUGGAGCGGGAAGGUGUUGACUGCACAGCGGAACAGAUGCGGGAGGCUGCUGAAGGUCACCUCACCACGGAAGCUUUGAUGUGGAACCAAAACGCUAAUCAAACCACUAUCUCGGGAAUGACUUCAGAAGACUUCAGAUCCCGACUAAAUGAAGCGCUCCGGGAAGCUGGGUACGACAUCGAUCGUGAGAAAUUUCCAGAAGGAUACCAAGAGGCACCUUUAGCUUACGAUGCAGUAUGGGCGGUAGCUCUUGCGUUUAAUAAAACAAUGGAGAAACUACAGAAAAGCGGGCUGAGCUUGAAAAAUUUUACAUACACAAACAAAAAGAUUGCAGACGAUAUAUACGAGGCUAUAAACUCGACUUCGUUUUUGGGAGUGUCGGGAUUGGUGGCGUUUUCGUCCCAGGGAGAUCGAAUUGCGCUGACUCAAAUAGAGCAGUUGUACGACAACCAUUAUGUGAAACUUGGCUAUUAUGACACACAAGCAGAUAACCUUACAUGGUUGGAACGCGAGCGUUGGGUUGGAGGGAAAGUACCACCAGACCGCACUGUAGUUGUGAACGAGUUGCGUACAGUCUCGUUGCCUCUGUUUGCCUGCAUGACUGCUCUGUGCAUAGCUGGCAUCCUCGCAGCGAUUGCUCUUAUCGUAUUUAACAUCAUGCACAGACAUCGACGGGUGAUCCAGUGGUCGCAUCCAGCUUGCAACACUGUGAUGCUGUGUGGGUGUUGUGUUUGCUUCGGCUCGGCCAUAGCGUUGGGCGUGGACGGCCGCUGGGUGCUGCCUCAGCACUUCUCAGGACUCUGCGCGGCACGAGCGUGGCUAUUGGCUAUGGGAUUCUCCAUGGCGUACGGCGCUAUGUUCACCAAAGUUUGGCGUGUACAUAGACAUACAACAAAGCCGAAAGUUGAAUCGAAGAAACGCAUGCACGGCUGGAAGCUUUACACAAUGGUGGGUGGUCUUCUCAUAGUAGAUGUAGCUAUAUUGACCGCCUGGCAAAUAAGGGAUCCAUUACAAAGACGAGUCGAGAUAUUCCCACUGGAGGCGCCCCGACACCACGACGACGAUGUUCAUAUACGGCCAGAAUUGGAGCACUGUGAAAGCGAGCACAAUGCUGUAUGGCUCGGUGUAAUGUACGGCUACAAAGGACUAGUGUUAGUGUUCGGCCUGUUUCUUGCCUACGAGACACGCUCUGUGAAAGUCCGAUCCAUCAACGACUCCCGCUACGUUGGCAUGAGUAUCUACAACGUGGUGGUGCUCUGCCUCAUAACUGCACCGGUCACACUGGUGAUAGCCAGCCAACAGGACGCAGCGUUCGCUUUUGUAUCGCUCGCAAUUGUCUUCUGUUGCUUCCUCAGUAUGGCUCUCAUUUUUAUACCUAAGGUGAUAGAAGUGAUCAGACACCCAACAGAGAGAGCGGAGAGUGGUCGUGGCUCCGGGUCGGGAUCCGCUCCCGCAGACGAAGAACGCUACAGAGAACUAGUUAAGGAGAACGAAGAACUGCAGAAACUAAUUGCUCAGAAAGAAGAACGUAUUCGCGUACUGAAACAGAAGUUAGCGGAGCGCGAGGCGGCCGCGGCGGACGGCGUGACGCAAGGUACGGGCGGCGGAGUGAUCGCCGACAUGGCCACGGCCACAUCAGACUAUGGCACUUCAACAAAUUACACGCGCUCUUCCCGCGCUUCUGUGUCCGAUUUGGACUUCUCUGAGAGUUACCUCUAAACUGUAGACCUACCUCACAUACCACUUCAUUCAUUGAUAUAACAUUAAGCAGCUCAUUUGCGCAAAUAUCCAGUCGGCUUGUGCCGUUCUUAUGUCGAUAUUUUCGUUGCAAAUGCAU
Zerene cesonia (dogface butterfly) is the source of this 3359-nucleotide messenger RNA. RefSeq names its product gamma-aminobutyric acid type B receptor subunit 1 (gene GABA-B-R1). Gene Ontology annotation, biological process: gamma-aminobutyric acid signaling pathway; G protein-coupled receptor signaling pathway. NCBI's taxonomy places the organism in Eukaryota, Metazoa, Arthropoda, Insecta, Lepidoptera, Pieridae. Gene Ontology annotation, cellular component: membrane; G protein-coupled receptor heterodimeric complex. Gene Ontology annotation, molecular function: G protein-coupled GABA receptor activity. Bases 362 to 3241 code for a protein of 959 amino acids. The record is from RefSeq and is a predicted model, not a curated record. The transcript is spliced from 15 exons.